Molecule: messenger RNA, 1353 nt
Organism: Odobenus rosmarus divergens (Pacific walrus)
Lineage: Eukaryota; Metazoa; Chordata; Mammalia; Carnivora; Odobenidae
Gene: GPM6B
Product: glycoprotein M6B
Exons: 9
Coding region: 254-1180 (308 amino acids)
Biological process (GO): axon development; central nervous system myelination
Cellular component (GO): plasma membrane; myelin sheath
Molecular function (GO): structural constituent of myelin sheath
Source: RefSeq, a predicted model, not a curated record
CUUUUGCAUCUUGGAAGGGACUGCAAUCUACUGUAGUGAAGAACAGAACCUCUCAAUCACACGGUGUAAAUAAGAGACGGAGGGGAGUCCAAAAGAAAAGGAAGAGGGGAAGAGUGUGUGUUGGGGGAGCGGGGAAAAGCAUUUUUGGUGGAUGGUAUGAAGCCAGCCAUGGAAACUGCAGCCGAGGAAAAUACUGAACAAAGCCAAGAGAGAAAAGAAAGUUAAGGGUGGAGAAGAUCUCAAUGAGUCAUUUAUGAACAGCAGAGCUGAAAUGGAAAUUGGCAGGUACCACUGGAUGUACCCAGGCUCAAAGAACCACCAGUACCAUCCCGUGCCAACCCUGGGGGACAGGGCUAGCCCCUUGAGCAGUCCAGGCUGCUUUGAAUGCUGCAUCAAGUGUCUGGGAGGAGUCCCCUACGCCUCUCUGGUGGCCACCAUCCUCUGCUUCUCUGGGGUGGCCCUGUUCUGUGGCUGUGGGCAUGUGGCCCUCGCGGGCACCGUGGCGAUCCUUGAGCAACACUUCUCCACCAACACCAGUGACCACGCCUUGCUGAGUGAGGUAAUACAGCUGAUGCAGUAUGUCAUCUACGGGAUCGCGUCCUUCUUCUUCCUGUACGGGAUCAUUCUGUUGGCCGAAGGCUUCUACACCACAAGUGCGGUGAAGGAGCUGCACGGCGAGUUUAAAACCACUGCCUGCGGCCGCUGCAUCAGUGGGAUGUUCGUGUUCCUCACCUACGUGCUGGGAGUGGCCUGGCUGGGCGUGUUCGGCUUCUCCGCCGUGCCCGUGUUUAUGUUCUACAACAUCUGGUCAACUUGUGAGGUCAUCAAGUCACCCCAGACCAACGGCACGGCCGCUGUGGAGCAGAUCUGCGUGGAUAUCCGACAAUACGGUAUCAUUCCUUGGAAUGCUUUCCCUGGGAAAAUCUGUGGCUCUGCCCUUGAGAAUAUCUGCAACACCAACGAGUUCUACAUGUCCUAUCACCUGUUCAUUGUGGCCUGCGCCGGAGCUGGUGCCACCGUCGUUGCCCUGAUCCACUUCCUCAUGAUACUGUCUUCUAACUGGGCUUACUUAAAGGAUGCAAGCAAAAUGCAGGCUUACCAGGAUAUCAAAGCAAAGGAAGAACAGGAACUGCAAGAUAUUCAGUCUCGGUCAAAAGAACAACUCAAUUCGUACACAUAAAUGUUUGCCAGAGUGUUACGGCCGACGAACCGACCGCUCUGCCCACUCCUGAGACCGCUGCCCUGCAGUACAGAUGUGUAUCCCACCAAACAACCUAAACACGUCCCUGUCCGGCUCGAGCUGCUGGGGUGUAUUUCCAGGAACACCUUCCAGCAGGUCAAGCUUUUUCUUUA